CGGCGGUGACGGCCUCCCCCUUGAGAAGAUGCCUCUCGCCAAGGAUCUCCUUCACCCCUCUCCGGAGGAGGAGAAGCGGAAGCACAAGAAGAAGCGGCUGGUGCAGAGCCCCAACUCCUACUUCAUGGACGUCAAAUGCCCAGGAUGCUAUAAGAUCACCACCGUCUUCAGCCAUGCACAGACGGUAGUUUUGUGUGUGGGCUGCUCUACUGUCCUCUGCCAGCCUACAGGAGGAAAAGCAAGGCUUACAGAAGGGUGCUCCUUCAGACGGAAGCAGCACUAA
This is a messenger RNA of Suncus etruscus (white-toothed pygmy shrew), 283 nucleotides long. RefSeq names its product ribosomal protein S27 (gene RPS27). The record is from RefSeq and is a predicted model, not a curated record. Gene Ontology annotation, biological process: translation; ribosomal small subunit assembly. Lineage: Eukaryota; Metazoa; Chordata; Mammalia; Eulipotyphla; Soricidae. The coding region runs from base 29 to 283 and encodes 84 amino acids. Gene Ontology annotation, molecular function: RNA binding; structural constituent of ribosome. The transcript has 4 exons. Gene Ontology annotation, cellular component: cytosolic small ribosomal subunit; ribosome.